Messenger RNA from Centruroides sculpturatus (bark scorpion), 1230 nucleotides. Its product is annotated as eukaryotic translation initiation factor 4E-binding protein Mextli-like. The transcript has 11 exons. Bases 16 to 1119 code for a protein of 367 amino acids. The record is from RefSeq and is a predicted model, not a curated record. NCBI's taxonomy places the organism in Eukaryota, Metazoa, Arthropoda, Arachnida, Scorpiones, Buthidae. Gene Ontology annotation, molecular function: translation initiation factor activity; RNA binding; eukaryotic initiation factor 4E binding. Gene Ontology annotation, biological process: negative regulation of translational initiation; regulation of formation of translation initiation ternary complex; positive regulation of translation. Gene Ontology annotation, cellular component: cytoplasm; RNA cap binding complex.
UUUUUUACUCAAGUGAUGGGUAUCAAGGGACGUCGUGUGCAUAUGAUUGAAGAACUGAGUGACACAAUUAUAUCAUUUCAGAGAGUGAGCCCUGGAGCUCGGGAUCGUUUGGUUCAGAUUACCGGUCAAAGCGAAGAUUCAAUCAAUUGUUCCAAGAUUUUGAUAGAAGAUACAAUAAGAAGGAAUGCAUCUCCUAUUCGUGAAAAGUGUCAAAAUGAAGAUGAUUGUAGUGGUUCAUCAACUAGUCUUAAUAGCACUGUUUCUGAAGAUUCUGGUGGUCCAGUCAGUAUUUUAGGUGGAAAAAAAUCUUUAAUUCAUAGUUACAGUAUGAGUGAUGCAACAUUGGGUGAAUACACCUUUACGGUAACAGUAGGGCAUGAUGUUAUAAAAAUAUCUGGAUGCAAAGUGGAUUUAGUGAAAACUGCGAAAUUGGUUUUGGAAGAAUAUUUUGCAGGCCAGGAAGAAUUGCUACAACGACAAAAAAAUCAACAACUAAUGGCUCAAGCCUGCUUAGAUUUAACCAAUUCCAAUUAUAAAACUGAUCAAGUUCAUUCAGAAAUAACAAAACAAGAUGCUCAAAAAAGUGAAAACCGAGGAAGUUCCAAUCUUAUUUCAAGUUCAAGCGAUGAUGAAACCUAUAAAGCGGAAGGAAGUCCUUUGGAAGAUGAAGUUUUCAAUGGAAAAAUGAUAUCUGAACUUCCAAAGGAUUUUUCUAAUCAAAAUUUACUAUCGAAGGAACUGAGUAAAACAAAUAAUUCCUUUAUUGAUUUAAAAUCAUACUUACUUGGACAAAUGCCAGAAGCUCAAUCAGGAAAGCAGUUUAAUCAAAAAUUAAGCCAGAUUCCGUUAUCCGAAAAGAGAGAGACUUCUCCAUUGCAAAAAGUGGAAUUCGUAUAUAAUACCAAAGAAAGAAUUCUUUACACCAGAGAUUUUCUUUUAAACUGUGCCAAAUCACCAUUUAGUCAAAUCCCACCAAAUAAUUUGGAUGAAAUCGCCAAAAUUGCACCGAUUGCAAGAGAAAGUCCAUUAAAUUUCGACCCCAAUCUCUACAAAAGGCAAGGCUUAUCGGUUAUGAAUUUACAGACGAGUCGUCAAAAUUCGGUGGAGAAAACCGAAUAAUCUGUCCGAGAUAAUCCUAAGAAUUAAGAAUCUUAUCUUGUUUCAGUAUAUAUUAUAUAUGCUAUACUAUACUAUAUAUAUAUAAGAAUUUUUUUAACUUACUAUACUAUU